AUGGCAACUAGAUCAACAGUGGGCACAUACAAAUUGAAAGUGAAUAUUGCUUCUAAAGAACCAAUUUCAGUCCAUGAUGCUCUGCAAGAUGAUUGUUGGAAAGUUGCUAUGCAAGAUGAGCUUAAGACUUUACACAAAAUCGGAACAUGGACUCUGGUAGAUCUUCCACAAAACAGGAAACCAAUUGGCAGUUGGUGGCUGUUUAAAACAAAGGAAAAUCCUAAUGGCAGCAUACUUAAGCGUAAGGCCCGAUUAGCUGCUCAAGGAUUCAAGCAAAAGUCUGGUCUUGACUAUACUGAGACUUUUAUCCCUGUUAUAAAGUCUUCAAUAAUCAGAGUUAUUCUCACUUUAUAUAGCUAUUUCUCGGGGUUGGCCUAUAAAGCAUCUAGAUGUUAA
Molecule: messenger RNA, 396 nt
Organism: Humulus lupulus (European hop)
Lineage: Eukaryota; Viridiplantae; Streptophyta; Magnoliopsida; Rosales; Cannabaceae
Exons: 1
Coding region: 1-396 (131 amino acids)
Source: RefSeq, a predicted model, not a curated record